This is a messenger RNA of Cetraspora pellucida, 2730 nucleotides long. The record is from the annotation of a GenBank genome assembly. Lineage: Eukaryota; Fungi; Glomeromycota; Glomeromycetes; Diversisporales; Gigasporaceae.
AUGGCAUUCAAUCAGCAUCAGCUAAUUCCAAGACCGGACAUCAAAGUGGGUUUCAGACUAAAUGACGAAUAUGCUGAUACCUUGCUUCCACGAAUAAGAAAAUUAUUACGUUCUAAUCCUCAUUCGAAACGAUUUCCCGGAACACAACCUGUUGAUUUUGAAUUAUGUCAUUUCGAUUUAUUAGAAUCAGAAGAGUAUUUUGUACGAGACAAAACUGACGGGAAGCGAUAUAUUAUGUUUUUCACCGCUAAAGACGGUGGGACGGUAUUCAUGCUGGACGAAUCAAACAAGUUUCGAUUCCUGACUAAUUUCAAGUUACCUCAACGGCAUAAUCCUAAUGCAAUACACGAUGAGACUAUGAUGGAUGGUGAAAUAAUGUUAAAGCAGGACGUGAUUGAGCCAUUAAAUGCUGCGUUGAAAAGAAAUCCAGAAAUGAGAAAAAGAAUGCCGUUUACGAUGGAAAUCAAAUCAAUGGAAUUAUCUUACGGAUUGAUAAAUACUCUACAAAAAAUUCCUUCGUUAAAAUAUGGAAACGAUGGUUUGAUAUUUGUUCCGGUAAACCAUCCGUACGAACCUGAUAUGUGUCGCAAACUCUGGAUUAAAAACGUUCGCGAUGGAGAUAUUGGCCAAUUCUGGUAUGAUGAACACUGGAGCACCACGAUUUAUGAUGCUGAUCCACGCAUCCGGCAUGGUGGCUGGCGGUUUCGUAAAUUUAAAAGCGGGCAACACACCGCAGAUUCGGAAAAAGUAUUAGCUGAAGUUUUGAAUCGAAUAAAACACGCUGUUCCAAGAGACGUGUUAGAAGAACAUGUCACUGUUAUAAGAGAAAAGUGGAAACUUCGACAAUCUAACAGAACUAGCGGUUCACAACCGCUACCUACAUCAAUACAAACCUCAAUCACACAGACGAGCUUGUCAGAAUCGCUUCACCCUCCUCUCCAGGAUUCACGUCAACCUUUGAUACACCGUCAUGAUAUUCAUAAAAGUAACGAAUCAUUGAUAGAGCAUCAUGAUUCCUCAUAUCGUUCUCAUGAUUCACAAUUGUAUUCGAGUUCUCUAGAGAAAACGCCCCCUGUUAAUGAAAACCGAGCAUCACAUGAAAAUAAGGAAGUACCCGAAAGUCUAUUGGUAUUACAUGAUCAUAAUCGAGAACAACUCCAGAAACAACCUUUAGUAGACACCGAUGAGCAUCAUGAACAUCGAAAUUCGUAUGAAAAUCGAGAGCUUUUUGAGGAAAAAGAUUCAAUUGAGAAUCAAAAAUCAUUAAAUCAAGAUAAUGAAUUACCCAAGACUCCAAUUGCAUUACAUGAUUGUCAUAAUGAACCUCUUCAGAGAAUGCCAUUAACUCAUCCCAUAUCAACAAAGGAACGUCGAAAUUCUUACGAAGAUCUCAAUUUACAUGAUGAAGAGAUGGAUUCUGACGUAUCAGAAGAUUUCGCGCAAAGUCGAAGUCCACGAACUCGUAGAUCAAUUUCAAAUACAGAAUCUCAAAUAACCAAAUUUGAACCUACAAGCCCAUCAAACAAAGGAGAGUCAUUUUCAUCAGGAUCGGAAAAUUCACAGAAUCUUGUUGAAGAUAUUGAUCCGGACGCUGAUCCAUGGGAUGCUCCUGAUUAUUAUGAAAGUUCACAAAUAGCAAACAAUGAAUUGUCUUAUCCAGAAGACCAAUCCGAAUAUUGGGAAGAGAACGAACAUGUUGAAUCGUCCGAAAGUUCGGAAGCAGCACUGGAUAAUAAUUUACUAAUAGAAUCCAUGAAACAAAAGACAGAUCAACAUGAAAAACUCCAGGAAUCGGAAAUUUCAAUACAACAAGAUCAAUUCCAAAAACGAAAAUCUCAACAUAAGAUUUUUGUGCGCGAAAACCAACUGCCUAUUAUACCACAACAUCAAGAUUCACGAUAUGCCACGCAACAGGGUCAAUCUCAAACGCAAAAACCUCAACAACAUCGAUCGUCUAUACAUGAAAAUCCACAGAUAAUCUCGCCUAGGCCUCGGCCCCAAAUUCUCCAACGGCAAUCAGAGUCUCGCAUUCCUAUGCAACACAUUCAACCUCAAUUACAACAACGUAUUCCAGACACUUUAUCUAUACAAGAAACUAAGCCCAUUAUUCAACGAUCACAGUCUUUAACACAUGAACAUCGAAUUUAUUCACAUCUACCCAAAAUAUUUCCCAUACAAUCAACACAAUAUCCUAUGCAAGAAAUUCAGCGAACAACAAAUAGACAAUUACAAGAUUUCCAAGAGAGUGGACAAUUUCCAGAACGAACAGAAUGGGAGCCUAAAAUAGGAAUUGAAAUACCUGAAACAAAUAACAAUAACAACGUUUUACCAUACCGACCAAUUAUCCGUCGACAUACAUUCUCAAGUAAUGACAAUACCAAUAUCCAAAACACACGAAGACAAUUAUCUGCUGCGACUAAUCCGUAUUCAUUACAACUAUCAUCAUCUCCUAUUGAUAUUACAUCACAAAGUUUACCUACGCAAUCACAAACAAUUCCUAGCACAGGAAUAACACCGAUAUUAAAACAUGUACCUGAAGAACUAUCAAUUUUAAACGAAUCACCUAAUCAUCAAUUCAUCAAUUAUACACAAAUUUCACCAACACCUUCCAGACCACCACCACAAAAACGUAAAUCAAAAGGUGCACUUGAUUUUAUACUCAAUACAUUAUCACCAUCAUCAGAAACAAAUCAAAAAAGAUCGAGACUUGAUGACGAAAAUGAUGAAUAA